Messenger RNA from Penicillium argentinense, 1638 nucleotides. Its product is annotated as MFS general substrate transporter. Gene Ontology annotation, biological process: transmembrane transport. The transcript is spliced from 3 exons. Bases 1 to 1638 code for a protein of 545 amino acids. Gene Ontology annotation, molecular function: transmembrane transporter activity. The record is from RefSeq and is a predicted model, not a curated record. NCBI's taxonomy places the organism in Eukaryota, Fungi, Ascomycota, Eurotiomycetes, Eurotiales, Aspergillaceae.
AUGUCGGACACCUCGGACAACGCGGCACCGCCCGUCGACAAGAAGAAGCAGGGGAAGGGAUGGCGCUUCUGGGCCAUCUAUGUCUCGCUGUGUGUAUCAAUUCUUCUCGCGGCGGUCGAGUCGACCGUCACGUCAACCGCGUUGCCGGCUAUCACUGAUGAACUGCACGCGGGCGAGAACUAUGUGUGGUUUGUCAACUCCUUCUUCCUCACCAGCGCUUGCUUCCAGCCCCUUUUUGGACAGACGGCGAAUCUCUUCGGACGCCGAUGGCUGAUGAUCGGCGCCGUCGCGUUCUUCGUUCUCGGCAGCGGCAUCAGCGGCGGUGCCAUCAACGCCGCCAUGAUGAUUGCCGGGCGCACCAUCCAAGGGAUUGGGGGCGGUGGGAUCAACGUGAUGAUCGAUAUGAUUGUCAGCGACUUGCUGCCGUUGCGGGAGCGAGGGAACUUCAUGGGGAUGAUCUUCGCCAUCUUCUCCAUUGGCACCUCCCUCGGGCCGUUCAUUGGUGGUGCGCUGGUACAACAGAGCUCCUGGCGAUGGGUGUUCUACCUCAAUCUGCCCAUUGGCGGAACCGCUCUCGUCUGUCUGUUCUUCUUCCUGCAUGUCAACUACCAGAGGGAGCCCUGGCAGCAAAAGCUGAAACGGAUCGACUAUGUCGGCAACGCGUUGCUCAUGACCUCCAUCGUCUCCAUCCUGCUGGCUCUCACCUGGGGUGGGACCACAUAUGCCUGGUCCAACUGGCGGAUCAUCAUCUGUCUCGUGCUCGGGUUCGUUGGCAUGAUCGUGUUCCACCUCUACGAGGCCAGUCCGUGGUGUGCAGAGCCCAUGAUGCCGCCGCAUAUCUUCGGCAACCGGACCUCCUUCGCCGCUCUGAUAGUAUCCUUCCUCCACAACAUGCUCACCUUCUGGGUAGUCUACUUCAUCCCAGUGUAUUUCCAGUCGGUCAAGCUGUCCAGCUCGGCUCGCGCUGGCGUGCAGUUCCUGCCUAGUGUCAUCCUCGCGGUGCCAACUGCGAUGGUCGCAGGCAUCGUCCUCACCAAAUGGGGCCGCUACCAACCUAUCCAUGCCAUUGGCAUGGGACUCGCUUUGCUCGGACUGGGCCUCUUCACACUCUUCGAUGCCAACUCGAGUGCGGCAGAAUGGAUCAUUUACCAGAUCAUCACGGCCAUCGGUCUGGGCCUGCUGCUCACGACGACCUUGGCCGCGGUGCAGGUGGACUUAGAAGAGAAGGAUGUGGGUUUGGCCACCGCUACCUGGGCAUUCAUUCGUAGUUACGGCGCGAUUUGGGGGAUUUCUAUCCCCGCUGCUGUAUUCAACACGCAAUUUGGACACUUGUCCGGCCGCAUCUCCGAUCCUGCCGUGGCGGCGAAGCUUUCCGGCGGGGAGGCUUACUCUCACGUGUCAGCAACUUUCAUUAAGUCCCUGACUCCCCAGGUACGAGAGGAAGUUAUCGGCGUGUAUUCUGACACGCUGAAGCUGGUUUGGCAAGUGUCACUGGCCUUUGCUGCUUUGGGAUUCAUUAUGACCUGGUUUGAAAAGCAGAUCAAACUGCGUACUGAGUUGGAGACCGAAUAUGGACUCAAAGAUCCGAAAAAGGAAAAGGAGAAGGAGAAGGGGGAUGGAGGGGUUGCCGAACCAUAA